Molecule: messenger RNA, 4763 nt
Organism: Gadus macrocephalus (Pacific cod)
Lineage: Eukaryota; Metazoa; Chordata; Actinopteri; Gadiformes; Gadidae
Gene: znf628
Product: zinc finger protein 628
Exons: 9
Coding region: 317-4633 (1438 amino acids)
Cellular component (GO): nucleus
Source: RefSeq, a predicted model, not a curated record
UCCAAUAGCAAUCGCUGUUCUUAGAAGGCGGCAUCUGGUGGACAACAGCUAGUUAGUUUGAGCUGGGUUUAUUGUUAAGGUUGUGUGGAUUAGCACUGCGGAACCAGAAUGCACUAAAAUAUUAACAAUGUAGUCGGCCAAUGACCUAAUGUAUAAAGAAUAUCAAACUGCUAUUUGGAACUACAGCUGGUUUCUGCAGACAUUUAAUGCCAAACAGAAGGAGGGAAAGAAGAAGCAAUGCUCCUGCUGAAGGAAUAACCCUAAGCCUCAUUACUGGUUCCAGCGUGUCGUGCUCCACAUGGGCAUCUGAGGGGGGAUGGCUAAUUCUGUGACCACCUUGGUGGACCAAACAGAGCUCUUACCUGGCCAGUCCAAUACCUCUCUCUCUCACUUCCCCUCCCUGCUGGGCUCGGGGGAGGACGGUGAGGAAGAGGGCGAUCCAGGGGUACUGGUGGAGGGAGAGAAGGAGGUGGUGGAGGGCGGCGCGGAGGUGGUCCUGGAGAUGGUGACGUCGUCAUCGGUGUCGGGGUCGACCCAGCACCAGGAGCAGGACCAUCCCUUCCAGUGUCUGGUCUGUGGCAAGAGCUUCCGCUGGUCAUCGCGGCUGACGCACCACCAGCGUAGCCACAACAACGAGAGGCCGUACCGCUGCAACCUCUGCCCCAAGGCCUUCAAGGGCUCCUCGGCGCUGCUCUACCACCAGAGGUCUCAUUCGGGUGAGAAGCCGUACCCAUGUGGGGAAUGUGGCAAAGCCUUCAAGCGCUCCUCUCUGCUGCAGGUCCACCAGAGCGUGCACACCGGCCUGCGCACCUUCCUGUGCCCGUACUGCCCGCUGACGUUCAAGUGGAGCUCACACUACCAGUACCACCUGCGGCAGCACACAGGCGAGUGCCCGUACCCAUGCGACAGCUGCCCGAAGGCCUUCAAGAACUCCAGCAGCCUGCGGCGGCACAAGAAUGUGCACCUUGGCCUCAAGCCGUACACGUGCAGCGUCUGCAACAAGGCGUUCACGCAGUCGACCAACCUGCGACAGCACAUGCGCAUACACACUGGGGAGCGGCCCUACGCAUGCAGCGACUGUGGCCGCCGAUUCACCCACUCAUCCAACCUGGCGCUGCACAAGAACUCCCACGCCGCCGGCGGUGCCGGGGCGGCAAAGGAGGGCAAGAUGGGUGCGCCGGUCAGAGAACCCGCCGCACAGAUGGUGGAGAUGGUGGUGGAGCCGGGGGAGGUGACGUCGUCCAUGCUGACGGACAUGGUGGGCUUCGUCAGUCCCGAGGGGACGGUCGGCGUAGGGAUGGAGGAGGUGUUCAUGUCGGCCGCCUCCUCCGGCGGCCAGAACCUCCCCCAGCUGACCCUCUCCUCCUCGGGGCAGGAGGUGUGCGCGCCCCGGGCCAUCGGGACGGAGGUGCACCUGAGUACGGACACGGGGGCCAGCGUGCUGCUGUACAGCUGCGGGACCUGCAGCCAGACGUUCGGCACGCGCACAGAGCUGGAGGAGCACCAGGCGCACCACAUGGGUCCCAACGGACACCGGGGAGGGGGGGAGGCCGGCCAUGGGGAGGACUUGGCCAUGGUGGGCGUGGGGCUGGUGGGAGCGGGUCACCUGCUGGCGGACUUUGAGGAGGUGGUGGAGACCACUACGGUGGGGGAGAAUGGACACACUGCCGAAGAACUCCUCGGGCUGACCGAGGGGGGCGAUGGGGAUAACACGAACGUGGGAACCACCCAGGCUCAGUACGACCUGCUGCACAGCUUCACCGAGGUGUCACCGGCCUCAGAGACGGUCCAAACAGACUCCAGGAACCCCGCGGCCGGCCUGCAGUGCAACUACUGCAGCAAGGCUUUCAAGACCAGCGGAGGCCUCAACAGACAUGUCUCGCUGAUGCACUCUCUUUCGUCCCAGUCCCGCUCCCAGUUCAGCUGCUCGGCCUGCGACCGCUCCUUCCCCCUCCUGUCCUCGCUGCUCACCCACCAGCACUCCCACACCCCUGAGCAGAGGCUGCUGGCCGAGGCGGAGGCUGAGAUCGUGUGCCCGCCUUCGCUGUCCCUGUCUCUGCCCAUGCCCUCAUCCCCCGGCCAGGGGGACAAGCAGCAGGAAGAGGGCCAGAGGGAGAUCCACGUCAACAUCCUCACUGUCGGCGAGGAGCCUGAGGAGCAGGCGCCCAAGUCAGCCAAGGCGGCCAAGAGGACGGCGGCCGGCAAGCCACCGCCGGCUGGAGAGAGACCUUACCGCUGCAGUGAGUGUGGUAAAGCCUUUAAGGGCUCGUCAGGCCUGAAGUACCACAUGAGGGACCACACCGGGGAAAGACCCUAUCGCUGCACCGAGUGUGGGAAGACCUUCAAGAGGUCCUCGCUCCUCUCCAUCCACCAGAGGGUGCAUACAGGUGUACGGGCCUUCCAGUGCCCACAUUGCCCGCUGACGUUCAAGUGGAGCUCCCAUUACCAGUACCACCUGCGGCAGCACACGGGCGAGCGGCCGUACGUGUGUAAGGAGUGUGGAAAGUCCUUCAAAAACACCAGCUGCCUUCGCAGGCACAGCCAGAUGCACUCUGGGCUGCGGCCUCACACCUGCUCCGUCUGUUCCAAGUCUUUCUCCCAGACGUCAAACCUCAAACAGCAUGAGCGCACCCAUUCUGGCGAGCGGCCCUUCCAGUGCACCCACUGCAACAAAACCUUCACCCACUCCUCCAACCUCCAGCUACACCUCCGGACACACUCCUCGCGCAAAGACUUCAAGUGCCCCUACUGCUUCAAGGAGUUUGUCAUGCACUCCUACCUCCAGCGGCACAUCCGCACACACGGCACUGGGGCCUCCCUGCUGGGCCCCGGCGGGGCCACUAAAGACGGGGUGGCGGUGAAGGCUAGCGUCGGGGGAGUGACCACCACCACCACCCUGCUCAACCCCAUCACCCUGGAAUCCUCAGGAAACAAUGGCAGCCUGAUCGUGUCCCAACCGGCGCUGGACAUCCCCCCCAACACCUCCCAGAACUACUUCAUGAUCCAGACGGCCAGUGGCCUGCAGCUCAUUCCCCUGUCGGCCCCGGCGCCCCCCCUGCCCCCUCCUCCUCCCCCACCCCCACCCCCGCCUCCCCCUCCUCAGACCCAGAGCUACCUCCUCCUACAGUGCCCUUCCUCCAACGGCGGCCAGCCGAGCUUGAUUCUGGUCCCUACUGCAAGCAGCCACCUGGCGGGCCCGGAGCCUCAGACCCUCCCAUUGGUCCAGACCGUCAAAGGGCUCCAACCUGUGUUGAGUCCCCCCCAGAGCCAGGGGCCACCGUUUUCAGCGAUGUCCCAGCAGCAACCGCAGACCAGGAUAAUAAUCACCAACAAUAAUCAUGCAAACACUUCCGUUGCCCCGGCAACACACACCACAACACUCAGUAAAUCUCUCCUCACCAGGCCCAUUCUGGGGAGGAGCACUCGCACCGCCAGGGGCCGACGGGGACACAAGACCAAAGCCGCAAUACAGGAAUCCAAACCGGCCGCCGGCAUCCACGCGGAGAUGGAACCUAUACACUCUAAUGCACCAGUUGUCAUGGCAACCAGCAGCACGGAUGCCACCACCCCCACCUCCACCACAGGACAUGCGUCGUUACCCACGGUGUUCUCCAGCGCGCCUUCCUGCGGCUCCGACCAAACCAGUGUGCGUGGCCCUGGGCCGCUCGCCACCGCAGCUACCUCAGGAAGCCCAUCGCCAGCUCCUCCACAGAAGCACCACGCCGCCACAUCCCACGGCCCCCCCUCCCCUGCCGCUCUGGGGGACACGCACUCCCUGAGGGGAGACGGCGAGACGGGGAAGCAGCUUGUGUUGUGUUUUGAUGACGAGCUGAGCCACGAGGUGAUGAAGAGCGACAACGGGAGCCAGGGUUCCUACGUGUUCCAGUUGGAAGGGGCGGGAGAGGGGGCGGGGGGCCGAGAGGGGGCGGGGGGCCGAGAGGGGAAGUCGUUUGUGCUGCAGUUCAAGACCAAGGAGCAGAGGGAGGGAGAGGCGGGGGACGAUAAGGGAGGGAUGGUCUCGCUGCUGCAGGAGUGGGACGGGGGGAAGCAGGAGUUGAGCCGGACAGGGGGGCGCGGUGAGGAGGAGGAGGUUGGGCAGGGGGAGUCGUUUGUUCUUCACUUCAAGUCUGACACACAAGACAAGGACCUAGCAUCGGACUCUAGCUACAGCCACAGUGCGGGCGACCGGCUCGAACUGUCCUGCACACCGAGCCGCGGUCUGGAGCCUCUGGACGGGCAGGAAGUGGUGUUUGAACUGGGGGGCGAGAACAAGAUGCAGCACGAAGCAGGGGAGGGCAUGCAAAUGAUCGCGCUGGUCGAGCGGGAGGGUGGCGCGGCAGGAGAGGGGUCCGGCGGUGGCGGCGGUGGUGGUUUGGAGAGCGGGAGGAUGGGGCAGAACGGGACUGCCAUGGAAGGUAUUUUUCAGUUGGAAGGAGGGGAGGGUAUCGUUAUCAUAGAGGUCAGAAGCCUAUCAGAAGAGGGUACUGAUAGGCGAAGGGAGGGGCAGGUGUUGGAGAUGACCGAAGCGAAGGAAGGAAGUUUCAAAAUGGAACAAAACGACAUAUGUGGAAACGAAUGUAAUUCUGCAGAGAACACAAAUGGACAGAUAACUUUAACUGCCAAAACUGUUUGAAAUGGACCUAACGGGAGCGUGUCUAUGUUCCCCGGGUCCUAUGUUCCCCGGGUCCUAUGUUCCACUCUUUGUAUGAGACUUGGGAAAUAGGACCCUUUUUUGAAAAAAGGGUCCUAUGUUCCCCGCUUUU